Molecule: messenger RNA, 1516 nt
Organism: Grus americana (Whooping crane)
Lineage: Eukaryota; Metazoa; Chordata; Aves; Gruiformes; Gruidae
Gene: TRMT10B
Product: tRNA methyltransferase 10B
Exons: 8
Coding region: 21-935 (304 amino acids)
Biological process (GO): tRNA N1-guanine methylation
Cellular component (GO): nucleoplasm; nucleus
Molecular function (GO): tRNA binding
Source: RefSeq, a predicted model, not a curated record
CAGACGGAAAAGCGGCGCCGAUGGCGGGCGGCGGCGCUGGUGGUGGCUGCCCGUCGGUGGAGGCCGAAGGGGAGGCGGCGGUAGCCUGCGAGGCCCUCCGUCUGCUGCGGAUAGAGCCCUCGGCUGUCGGCCCUGGCGCGGGGCGGGCGGGCGGCGCGGCGCGGUGCUCGAGGAACGUGCUGCGGAAGCGGAGGCACUGGGAGCGGGUCCUGGCGGCGAGGAGGAGGAAGCGGCGGCAGGAGCGGGAGAGGAGCAGGGCCCGGCGGGCCGCGGGCCCAGGGGCUGCCAGCCGGGACGGCGGGAGGGUCCCGGCUCCCCUCGCGAAGGAACGCCUUCUGGGCGCCAGGGCGUCGGGGCCCUGGCUCUGCGUGGACCUCGGCGUGGCCGACCGCAUGACACAGAAGGAAACAAGCCGCCUCGCCUCCCAGAUCAGGAGACUCUACGGGGCAAACAAGCGGUCUGAGAAGCCAUUUUGGCUCUGUCUGACGGAAUUUGUGGUGGGGUCAUCGAUCUAUGAGGAGUGUUUUCGCAUGAACGAUGGCUUCUCCAAUUAUUUGAUGGAUACAACUGAAGAAAGUUACCUGGACCUGUUUCCUUUAGAUGCAAUUGUUUAUCUCACUCCUGACUCUGAGAAUGUCCUUGAAGAUAUUGAUCCAAGUAAAGUGUACGUCCUUGGAGGCCUGGUGGAUGAAAGUAUUCACAAGAAGCUGACUCUGCAAAGGGCACAAGAGCAGUCCUUGCAAACAGCCCGCCUCCCCAUUCGUGAGUACAUGGUGAAAACCAUUAACGCCAAGAACUACCAUUCAGAGACACUGGCAAUUAAUCAAGUCUUUGAUGUCUUAUCAACUUACUAUGAGACCCGAAGCUGGCCAGCAGCCUUGAAAGCUGGAGUUUCUUCUGGAAAAGGCUAUGUGCUACCAGAUGCAGUGAAAUAAGUGGAAAUACCUCAGCAUGACAAAGCACAAGAAAACUCUUUUAUUUUGUAAUGUUAAGGAGCUGUGCAGACGAGAGGCAAACUCCAAAUUUCAGGCAGAGGCAUCAGCAUGAAUGUGCAUAGAGAAAAUGGCUCUGCUUAUGUCUUGUUUAAGGACCUUGUUGAGAGUGACACAUUCUACCUCAGCAGUACAAUGCUGGAAAUUACUUUUCCCCUUGAGCAGAAAACAAAAGCUGAUGGAACCCUGGCAUCAAGUAAAAACUGACAGGAUUUCACUUUUGCUUCUUUGCAGAUGCUUGUUAGUGUUUCGGACUCUUGUAUCUACACUUUUUCUGGGAUAGGGAGGAGAGCUUUUAAGGUGUUUCUUUCAUCUUGAUCAAACAGUAAGGUGAAAUUAGAAUUGCAAGGCUUACUGCCAAGGAAAAUUCCUUCCCAUGGAAAAAGACAGUGCUGUUCCAAUUGGGGAAACACAAGCUGGAAAGUGAUUCCCCAGUGGAGAAACAGGUCCCAGGUGUGCCAUGUCCUAACAACUUUAAACCAGGUGAAGACUUGGUGAAUUGUUGAAGCCUAUUGUAGCUAAUC